This is a messenger RNA of Morchella sextelata, 372 nucleotides long. RefSeq lists its product as uncharacterized. NCBI's taxonomy places the organism in Eukaryota, Fungi, Ascomycota, Pezizomycetes, Pezizales, Morchellaceae. The transcript is spliced from 3 exons. The record is from RefSeq and is a predicted model, not a curated record. Bases 1 to 372 code for a protein of 123 amino acids.
AUGCUGAGGCGGGGGGUAACCUUCUUCAGCGCUGUGGAAUCGGAGGUGCGGUUGAUUGCGGGCGAGGAGCGGAAUGGUGUUGGAAAUGUCGCUGUUGGCCACGGGUUUGCCGCUACCUCAAGUUACAGCGGGGAAGAUAGCUUUGCCAUCCUCGAGCAGAGCGGAGCCAAGCAGAAGCACAUGAACAGCCUUACAAUGAAUGGCAUCCGAAUACAGCGCUCGCCGAAAGUUGGGGGCGAUUUCAAAAACGCAGGGUACAACUGCCCCUGGUGUUUGUGCCGGUGUGCUGGGGGUUCAUGGUGUGUAGUGAGGUUCAGGAUGACACCGCCGCGCUUCACAAUCCCAAGCAGGGGUUUAGGUGGCCGAGUAUGA